AGUACUUCUACUAUCACUGCAUAAAAUGAUGUGAUGAUGCGUCGUGUUUGUUUUGCAAUGUGUUGUUUCUCGUAAAUAAUAUUUUGUAGUAUUUCUAAGUCAAUUCAUUCUUUUUAAAAAUGGAGUCACCUGAUUCUCUACCGUAUCAAAAAACCGAUGAAACCAAUUUAGAAGGUGAAAUCGGUGGAAGCCCUACUCACACCGAAAGUUCUGAAUAUCAUACAUUAGAUGAGCCUGUCAAAGAUACUAUUCUUCGUGAUUUAAAAGCUGUCGGCAUCAAGUUUUACCAUGUAUUGUAUCCAAAGCAAAAGAAAGCUCUUCUGAAAGAUUGGGAUUUAUGGGGUCCGUUAAUACUUUGUGUUUUCCUUGCAUCAGCAUUGCAAAAUGAGAGUUCCGAUAAUUUGAAUGAUGGUGGACUACAGUUUGCAGAAAUAUUUUUCAUCGUAUGGUUUGGCGCUGUUGUUGUCACCGUAAAUUCCAAACUGCUUGGGGGAAAUAUAUCUUUCUUUCAGAGCGUCUGUGUUCUUGGUUAUUGUUUACUAGCUCCAAGUUUAGCCUUGCUUGUGUGCCUUUUCUUUGAUUUAAUUUUCAAUUAUUCAUUACUGCUAUUCAUAGUGAAAUUCUUGAUAGUCACUGCCGGAUUUGUUUGGGCUAUAAUAGGAGCUACGGUUUUUCUUGGAGACAGCCAGCCUCCGAAAAGGAAAGCUCUUGCAGUGUAUCCAAUAUUUCUAUUUUAUUUUGUUGUGAGUUGGAUGGUUCUUUCAAAAUCUUGAAAUAAAUAAAAUUUUUCCACUUGUAGUGCCAUUCUAUGUGAGCACCUAAGUAUUACUAUCAUGUCAGUUUUUAAUUUGAUUCAUUUAUGAACAAAAUAUUUAGAUGUUUAUUAAAAUUGUGCUUACAAUGUUA
Molecule: messenger RNA, 906 nt
Organism: Argiope bruennichi
Lineage: Eukaryota; Metazoa; Arthropoda; Arachnida; Araneae; Araneidae
Product: protein YIPF6-like
Exons: 1
Coding region: 120-773 (217 amino acids)
Biological process (GO): endoplasmic reticulum to Golgi vesicle-mediated transport
Cellular component (GO): membrane; trans-Golgi network
Source: RefSeq, a predicted model, not a curated record